Rosa rugosa (rugosa rose) is the source of this 4302-nucleotide messenger RNA. RefSeq lists its product as uncharacterized. The transcript is spliced from 4 exons. The coding region runs from base 1774 to 2031 and encodes 85 amino acids. NCBI's taxonomy places the organism in Eukaryota, Viridiplantae, Streptophyta, Magnoliopsida, Rosales, Rosaceae. The record is from RefSeq and is a predicted model, not a curated record. Gene Ontology annotation, molecular function: nucleotide binding.
UACAGAAACCUAAAUUGGGGACACAUGGAUUUUGUAUACAAUGACAUCAUUUUUAAAAUGCGUCCUUGUAUCAUGCUUAGGACGUUCUAGUUUUUUUCCCAAACACGGGGGAGACGGGAGAGCAUGGUAAACUAAGGCGCCUACCUCUGAGUUUGGUAAGGUCCCAGGUUCGAUUCGAGGAAACCCAGACAUAGAGAACAAUAAUAUAGAAGUAUAUAUAUCAGUCUCCCAAAUCACGGCACUUUGCAGCAAAAUUGAAAGGGAAAACCCUAAAUUUUCACUUUCCCGGGUUCUCCAAAAUUUCCCUCUCUAAGUUUCAAUUUCCCACCAUGAAAUCUCGCCAAAUUCACUUUAGAAAUCACCCCGUUCAUUUACUCAAACCGAGGUAUCAGAGCAGAAGAAAAAAAGAAAAAAGAAACCGAGUUUUAUCAAUGUGCUCUGAUGCUUAAUGACCCAUCGAGCAUCACUGACUUUGAUCCAUAGCUUUUCUUCCUUGCAUAGUCUUCUUUUGCUGUUCUUAAGUGCUCAGGCUGUCUCUGGCUCCAGUAUGCUCAUAGAGUUCUCAACUCUGAAAGGUACCAUCAUGCCCAUCUCCUUUACGUUUUGGGAAGGACUGAAAGAUGACGCCUGAUUCUAGGAAAGUUGGGACGGGGAUGGCAACAUCCCCAUCUCCUUUUCUCACGCCUCGGCCCGAAAAGCGGCGUGGUACUCUUGAUUGGAAUUCGAAUCACAAGGAUAAGGAUAAGGAAGUUAAUGUGCAAGUUGUGCUCAGAUGCAGGUCAGUUUUUUUCUCUCUUGAUUUUACAGUUGAUGGUUUGAGUAUUGAUUGUUACGGUUUGAUAAUGACUUGAAAUCUCUAUGAAUAUGUAUGGGUGUUUAUUUGUUGGGUUAGAUUCAUAUUUGAUUGCUAUUGGUAAUCUGGAAUUGGGUUAUAGUUAUAGCCAGCAGCUUUGUGAUUGGUAACUGGAAAUAUUUGUGGGGUUGCUAAUUGAUUUUCAACUUGCUGUGUUCUUAAUGAAGUAGGGAGGAACUUGCAGUUCAUUGUCACCAAUUAGAUUAUAGUGUGUGAGACUUGAUAUGGUUUUUGACGUGUGGACCAUGGAAAUGUUUGUUUGUUCUGGUUUGGCAUUGAAGUUUGUUUGUUCUGCUCAUAGAGGCACUAUUUACUUUUGUUGCUCUGUUUUGUUUUGCAGAGUCUAUCAUAUGAAGUGUUUUCGUAUUUCAAAACAACCAUUACUUCUUCCUCACCAGCUCAUCCAGAAUUCAUAUUUCUGCAAGAACCAGGUAUUGUUCUCUCUAUUCCUCGAUGUACAUUUGUAUUAUUUUCGAGUAUUUUGUUAUAGUAAUUUUUAACUAGCUUUAUUGUGCAACUAUCAAGUAACCUACUAUCUGUGAGUUUAAGAAUCGAUUUUGUUGAGUUGUCACGUAUCUUUGUAUAAGAAAUGACUUAUAUUGAAUCACAGGUUUGACAUGUUAUUUCCAUUACAUACUUCAAUUUUACAUUUUUAUCAUUUCGCACUGGUAAUUGAUUUCAAUCAAUUUUCAAAUUCCUGAUGGAUUUUCUUAGUUUUUGUGGACCUCGCCGGAAUUGAGUUUGUUUGCUCACAAUUUUAUGAUUAGAAGUAAAUUUCAAGCUAAAAUUGCUUCAGAAGUGACUAAAUCGGAGUUAUAAUGGAGCGAUGAGAUUUGUGUGCGGUGAUUUCUCAGGGAAUCAAUGUCGGAGAUGUUUAGAAGCUUCAGGACGCAGGGAUCUACACCUGCAAUGGCUUGACGAUGCACACCAAGAAUAACUUGACUGGAAUUAAAGGUUUAUCUGAGGUCAAAGUCGAUAAGAUUUGUGAAGCUGCUGAGAAGAUUGUGAUAAUGAAUUUUAUGUGUGCUUGCUAUCCAUCAUAUCGUUCUUUACAUAGGCCAAGUAAAAAUGAGACACUUGAAGUUGGGGAAAACAAAAUUCUUGAUGCUAAAACUGGUUCAGCAAGCAAGAGGCGACGUAGUACCAAGACUGUUAAAAGUGCAGAAAUCAUCAUUUAACAGGUGUGCUCAUCUAUAUAUCAUGCGAUCCCAAUAUUACAAUGUCAGGUGGUUUCACCUUUUCUUGGUAGGGUCUGUGCUGCUGUGAAUAAUAUUCUUUAGAAAAUGAAAGUUGAGAUAAGGUAAGUUAAAUUUCCACUGUAAAGUUGGAACAAUUUUAUAUUACCUUUACCUCUGUGUUACAGUUCAUUGAACUAACACGAAUCAACAACCAUAUCUUUGUUUCUUUUCAGUUAAGGAUACUUCAAUAUGCACUGGUUGAGUUUAUGUUGGUUUGGCUAGGGGUCAACUUUGUUCUGUACCAUUUUUUGUUUUUCAGUUUAUAUGUUCUGUACCAACUCCAUCUUGUGGAGUUGUUGAGUGGAGCAAGUGGAUAAUAUGAUGAGUUUUCCUGCUAGAAGAUCAGAAGUGUUUCCAAGUGUUUCAGCAACUUACAAAUCAAAGAUUGUAUAAAACUAGUAAUUUGCAUUAUAAACUAUAAACCCGCAAGUAGAAGCAGUAUUAGGAAUACUUGGGACAUAAUCAAGAUUCAAGAACUAACCGAGAUUUGGUCUUGCUGUGGCAGUAUUAUGAAUUUGACUGCUUCUCAGAGUCAACCAGUUUCUUAUAUUAACUGCCUUUCAAAAUAUCAAAUUGCAAUGUUUCAGUUCUUAUUUCUUCAACUCUGAUUCCAUAUAUAUAUGCAGUGGUAUAGCGUGCAGGAGGUUCAAAAGUCAUGUUAUGCAACUUGAAGCCCUAUUGAGAGGAGUGGCGCCAAUGUUGACAGCAAUAGGUUUGGUUCCAUCAUUUCUAGCAACAGAUUUUGAUUAUGGCUUAUUAGUUUACUCUACAAGUAAGGAAUGUUGCGUGGUCUGAAUGAUUUAGAUGCUUGUGUGUUUUGAUGUGGACAUCCAUAUGUGGUUGCAUCUAUUAAGUUUUGGAUUAAGAUGCUGCUAUGUAGUACGUUUUGUAAUGUAAUCGAUUAAUAGUAGUGUUAUAUUGCUCACUUGCACUAAUGUAAAACUUUUGAUAUCAGGUUGAGGACUAGCAAAAGAAAGAUCAAAAGGCCAAUAAAGUACAUUAACUACCAGGAUUAUACACGGUAAUUACUUUUGCUUAUGUCCUAAGUUUGGGAUCGUAGAGAUUACAUUUCGAAAUAUGACUGCUCUACAAGGGCAAAUAACAUAGUUCCAGAUGGAACUUUGUUUUGCUUCUUUCUUUUGCCUCUGCCACAAUUCAUGAUUUGCCUUAAGAAAAUUUGUCUUAGUUAUUAUGGUAUAGGUGAUAUGUGGGCUGAGUUUCAAAUAAGUUUAUAGCUUAGAAAAUGGAAUCAAUAAUACCGUGGUAUGGUAUUUAUGCAAUUGAGAACUUUCUAUGAAAAGGCUAGAAGGUUUUUGGUGCCAUGGCCUCUACUUAUUACGUUCUAAAUUUUGCUUGUGUUUCCAAACAACUGAUCUUGUAAGCUCUUUCACUAAUAAUUUGCUUACUGUCUCCAACUAUGUGUGAUUCAAAUUCAUUUAUAUAUAUGUGGGAAUUUGAUUUUGUCAACCCCAUAAAGAAAAUGCAGUAAUAUAAGUUCUCUUCUUAGUCGAAUUGAGUGGUAAAGCAUAUAUUUCUUCUCUGUUAAUUGAUAUUAUGCAAUCUUGACAAGAUUGGACAACUAUCUACAACAAUAUUGUUGAUUUUCUGGUAUAAGUCUUGUGAUUGAAGACUGAAUUUUCUGCUUUAGUCAUAUUGUUGAUUUUCUGAAACUAUUGUAAUGUAGGUACUUCUAUGCAUCAAUUUUAGCUUCACGAGUAUUAAAAACUAAAAAGACAUGCUAAGCAGCAGCUUGAGUUUCUUCAAGUGUUUCCUCUUCGUCAUCAGUCUAUAUACAUGUUCCACGCUCAUGAUGCUCCUCUAGGUAACUACUAUUAAAACUGUCUUUUUGUACAAUGAUUUGAGUUUUGUAAUUGAUCUUUUUGGUAACUUUUUCAGUUUUAUAGAUAAACUACAUUUAGGUGGUUCCAGACUUCCAGUGCUAUCUGAUCAUGGAAGUCCUAUUGUAGGUGGAGGGUUCCUCUGUACAUUACUUCAGAAUGUUGUGCUAUUUGUUUUCUUUAGAUAAAGAUUUGUACAAUUGUAUGUAUGUCUAUUGUCAUCUAGGAUUAGAUAAGAUUAGAAUGUAUAACUAGGAAUCAGUUACUAGAAUGUGCUUGUAGUCAAGUAUAUUGUAACAAGUAAUAGAUACAAUAACGUUUGUUUUGGGAUUGUAAAGAUUAUUUGUAUGUAAAUGUCUUCUUUUCAUUUCAA